UCAAUCAUGUAUGAAAAGGCAGGCCAGAAUACUGGGUGUGAAUCCCCUGGGUCGCCCUCUAGUGGACGGGUGUUAGGAGAGAGUGAAGGGAGUGUCUGACGCUGCAUCUCUAGAUCCGUGUUGUAGACGUUCACUCCUCUCCUCCUUGUUUCUUCAGGUUCAGUGAUGCCCACAGAGGAGGAGGAGGAGGAGGCCCCCAGCAUCACAGAGUUCCACUCCUCUACCCACGUGUUGCCCGUGGGCCAAACGGCCCGCUACACCUGCCACGCCGGCGGCACGCCGGAGCCCACAGUAGAGUGGCUCCACAACGGCAGGCCCCUGGAGAGGGACGGCACAGACGACCAAUCAGAGGCCUGGGUGGAGAGGGGCUUCCUCUUCGUCAGAGGUGGGAGGUACGGCGUGAACACGGUCUGCUGCGUGGCGAGUAACAGCGCUGGCACGGCCAAUCACAGCGCUGAGCUGCUUGUCUUUGAUGAAUUGACACUUCAGGGCUGGAUGCUUCACGACAAGAGUCUCUACCGUGUUUCUACUACUAAGAAGGGCUGGAGGGCCAGUAGAGAAGACUGUCAGAAGAGAAAGGCAGACCUGGUGGUCAUCAACAGCAGAGAAGAACUGGCGUUUGUCAGCAGAUUGAUGGAUACUUCCUGGAUUGGACUGAGUGAUCGAGAGAAGGAGGGGACCCACAAGUGGGUGGAUGGUACCCCCAUGACCUCAAGUUGGAGACACGUUAAACCACGCGAUGACGGCGGAGCAAGAGACUGCGUCGUAGCAGGGGAGGACGGCUGGUCUGAAGAGCCGUGUAACAGACUGCACCACUGGAUCUGUGAGAAGGUCCUAGACCUGGAUCAUCUGGAGGCUGAGCGGAACAAAGAGGGUUCAGUGAUGCCCACGGAGGAGGAGGAGGAGGCCCCCAGCAUCACAGAGUUCCACUCCUCUACCCACGUGUUGCCCGUGGGCCAAACGGCCCGCUACACCUGCCACGCCGGCGGCACGCCGGAGCCCACAGUAGAGUGGCUCCACAACGGCAGGCCCCUGGAGAGGGACGGCACAGACGACCAAUCAGAGGCCUGGGUGGAGAGGGGCUUCCUCUUCGUCAGAGGUGGGAGGUACGGCGUGAACACGGUCUGCUGCAUGGCGAGCAACAGCGCUGGCACGGCCAAUCACAGCGCUGAGCUGCUUGUCUUUGAUGCCUGUGACCUCACACUGGACCCCAACACGGCCAACCGAUACCUCUCUCUGUCUGAGGACAACAGGAAGGUGACGCGGGUUAGAGAGGACCAGUCGUAUCCGGAUCACCCAGACAGAUUUGACUCCCAGUACCAGGUGUUGGGUAGAGAGGCUCUGACUGGCCGCUGUUACUGGGAGGUAGAGUGGGGAGGAGUGGUUGAUAUAGGAGUGACAUACAGAGGAAUCACAAGGAGAGGACGGGGUGGUGACAGCCUGCUUGGACGGAACAACAAGUCCUGGAGUCUUCUUUGUUAUGAUGAUCAUUACUCUGCCUGGUACAACGGUAUAGAGACAGCCCUCCGUCUCCGCCCCGCUGGCUCCACCAGAGUAGGAGUGUAUCUGGACCGGCCUGCUGGCUCUCUGUCCUUCUACAGAGUGUCCCCAGGUGGAGGAGGGUCCUCAGACACACUGACACACAUCCACACCUUCUGGUCCUCCUUCACCCAGGAGGACCUCCUCCCGGGGGUGGGGCUCUGGCGGUGGCGGGCCCCAGGGGGGUCCCCAGGGCGGUCCUCAGCCUCUCUGUGUCGGUUGUAGAAA
Molecule: messenger RNA, 1767 nt
Organism: Gadus macrocephalus (Pacific cod)
Lineage: Eukaryota; Metazoa; Chordata; Actinopteri; Gadiformes; Gadidae
Product: NKG2-D type II integral membrane protein-like
Exons: 6
Coding region: 166-1764 (532 amino acids)
Molecular function (GO): protein binding
Source: RefSeq, a predicted model, not a curated record